CGAUGACACAGCGAGUUGUGCAGAGGGCGUGUAGCACAAUCUCUCUCUGUCUCUCUCUCUGUCUCUCUCUGGAGUGAACACAGAGGACUGGAGCACUCGAGCCCAGAGGACGACCAGCUUCGACAUCCCACAGGAAAAAAGACACAAAGGCUUGACCGUGUGUUCCAAAGCCAUAAUGAUCUCAUACACUAUCAUUGUUUCAUUCUUUCUGCUGGGCAUGGUCAGCGCUCAGACUGGGGUGAUUCUAGAAGCAUGUGGGAACCAGGAAGUGUUAGAGAUGAUGUGCAAAAUAAACAGCACUUCAAUUAAUACUUGCAUCUAUUACUCAAAGGAGAAAGUGGUAGUUAGUUCUGGUGGAGUACCCCCGCAGGACAGCACUUACAAGGACAGGGCCAAAAUAGUUAAAACAGACAAAGUUUGCAAGCUGACACUGACUGGCCUCGAGGACCAUAACCAGACGUUUACUUGUACUAUCAAUGACUUUAAACCAGUCUUAAAGACUGUGAACAAGAAAACCCUGAGCCCUUGCUCAGCAUGUAGUGUCAUUCAGCACACCGGCGUGUCCCUGCUGUUGGCCCUCCUUGCCAGCCAUCUGAUGUCCAAGCUUCUGUGAGCCAAGGUGAUGCUCAGAGAAGAACUUAAGCCCUGCAUGUUUGCCGGCGGUUCUGCUGUGGCACCGUAGCCAAUAAUUCAGCACUGCACUGAAAGAAAUGCUCCUUUACUGCUGCCAACCACUAAGUGCUUUGUGAUUUUAAAUCAGAAGAAUAAUUUAUGUGGUAUUGUGUUUGUUUUUUUUUUUAUUUUAUUUUAUUUCACUGCAGCUUUUGACUUCAGAAACCGGUAUUGAUCGAGGUAGUGAUGGGCUUUUUCUACAUUAAUGCUUUGUAUUAACAUUACUUACUCACAGUAUAUUCAUGCACCGGGUUCAGUGAUUAUGACAUCAUUAUUAACUGUUAUGUACUGAUAGAUCAUGCUAACUGUAACGUGUGCUUGUUUAAACUUUGAUUGUGCUCUCGGUGGUGUCUUAUAAAGUUAUAAAAUGUCCAGUU
Pygocentrus nattereri (red-bellied piranha) is the source of this 1049-nucleotide messenger RNA. It is a transcript of the gene thy1, whose product is annotated as Thy-1 cell surface antigen. Bases 176 to 613 code for a protein of 145 amino acids. The record is from RefSeq and is a predicted model, not a curated record. The transcript has 4 exons. NCBI's taxonomy places the organism in Eukaryota, Metazoa, Chordata, Actinopteri, Characiformes, Serrasalmidae.